This is a messenger RNA of Humulus lupulus (European hop), 1525 nucleotides long. Its product is annotated as E3 ubiquitin-protein ligase ATL31-like. Lineage: Eukaryota; Viridiplantae; Streptophyta; Magnoliopsida; Rosales; Cannabaceae. The coding region runs from base 167 to 1300 and encodes 377 amino acids. The transcript has a single exon. The record is from RefSeq and is a predicted model, not a curated record.
UGUAUCAUUUAUAAGGCCCUCUUUCCCUCUUCAUUUAUUUCCUUAAUUUUCUCUCUAUGCCCACGCCCCUCCCAGGCGCACUUUAGCCUCCACCACCAGUCACAACUACUUCUUCAGCCGCCAAAACCCAUAUCUCAAUCUCCGACUUUAAUUGCUACCUUACACUAUGACAUAUUCCAGUUUUUGGCUCUCUAAACGAGAGAUAAAUGUUCUCCUUUUUGUCUUAGUUCUAUUGCCGGCGGCGUUACCCAACGCUGGAGCUCAGUCGCCGGGUAAUUCUGAAAAUGAUCCGUACGCGUAUAACCGGUUCAGUCCGUCGAUGGCGAUCAUCAUCGUCGUCCUCAUAGCCGCGCUAUUCUUUAUGGGAUUCUUCUCCAUCUACAUUCGUCACUGCACCGAGGCGCAAGGGGUAGCUAACAGCGUCGGAGCUGGAACCGGAAGGUCUAGAAGGGCUGCGCGUGGAAUCGAUGCGGCAGUGCUUGAGACUUUCCCGACCCUGGAGUAUUCGGUGGUGAAGGGGCUCAAGAUUGGAAAAGGCGCGCUGGAGUGCGCCGUGUGUUUGUGUGAGUUCGAAGACGAUGAAACCCUGCGUAUAAUCCCCAAGUGCGAUCAUGUUUUCCACCCCGAGUGUAUCGACGCGUGGCUCGAGUCACACACCACUUGCCCUGUUUGCCGAGCCAAUCUCGUACCCGGACCCGACGAGUCCCUACACCGACCCGACCUCCCAACCGAAACAGACAUCGAAGCUCAAAACGACGCCGCUGCAGUUGAUCCCGUCGUUGAAGAAAGAACCGCAGAGGAACAAGUUCCGGUGCCAGUCCCGGCUACGGAACCAAAGGUUUUGGAAUUGAACAAGACUCUGAAUCGGAACCGUACACGUGGAUCUCGAUCAAGCAGGACAAGCAGAUAUUUUCCUCGGUCUCACUCGACCGGUCACUCGUUGAUCCAACCGGGCGAAAACACUGAGCGGUUCACUCUCAGGUUACCGGCCGAGGUGAGGAAGGAGAUAAUGCACCGUCAAUUGGAACGGGCCACGAGCCUACUGGUGUUGCCUAGAGAAAAUAGUUCGAGGCGUGGAUACCGAGGCGGAGGAGAAGGGAGUAGCAGAGGUGGGCGAUUCGGUAGGCGGUUGGACCGGUUAACUAAAUCGGACCGGUGGAAUUUCUCGAAGAGUUUUUUCAAUAGAAUGUCUUCCAUGAAAUCUCCAAAGGUAGCGGCAAAUGACGGUGAAGGAAGCUCAUCGGAACGAAUUAUUGGACCGGAAGUGCCACGGAGUAACUCGGUCCGGCCGCCGGUUUAAUUUUACUGGCAUUUUCAGACAUAAAAAGUUAUUUUUCUAAGCCGAACAGGUUUUUGUGUACAAUGUCAAUAGGUUAUUUUUUUAAUGCUUUUUUUUCAUUUUUUUUAAUUUAAAUUAAAGCUAGGCUUGCUUGAGAGACUAGUGUAUAUGUAACAUGACUAUAUUUACAGAUACAGUCCGCCAAAAAAAAGGUUUUUUUAAUCAUAUUUGACUAAUAUUAUUUUA